AUGGCUCCAAGCCCCCAGGCCAUCUCAGGCUACUUAUCCAGCCUCUUCAGCCUCGCCGGCAAAGUCGCCGUCGUAACUGGCGGCUCAUCAGGCAUAGGCCGCGAAAUGGCCAUUGCCCUUGGUCGCGCGGGCUGUCGGAUUGUUCUUGUCGCGCGACGACCUAAACCUCUUCAAGAUACUAUUGAUCACCUUGCGGAUCUUCACGUCACAGCUGAAGCGAUCGUCGCUGACCUCUCGGACCAAGCGUCUGUUCGCGAUGCGAUUCAUGCGAUUAAAACGAAUGCUGGGACACCGGAUAUUCUCGUGAAUGCGGCGGGGGUUAAUUAUAGACCUCAUAUGAAUGACCUCUCACAGGGAGCUUGGGAUGAGACUAUUGCUGUGAAUCUUACUACACCGUUCACACUCGGUCAGGCAUUUGGACCCAAGAUGGCUGAGAAAGGAUGGGGACGUAUUAUCAACAUUAUCAGCCAGCAGUCUUUCCGAGCAUUCGGAAACAGCGGUGCCUAUGGAGCUUCCAAAGCAGGUCUUUUGGGUCUGACACGCUCGCAAGCUGAAGCAUGGUCAAAGCAUGGCGUUUUGUGCAACGCUAUUGCACCAGGUCUUGUUGAUACGCCUUUGGCCAGGGCUACGUUUCUUGAUCCAGGCAAGGCGGAUGCCCAUGCUGCGAGGACGAUGAUUGGAAGGAAUGGGCUACCGAAGGACUUUGCGGGUGUUGCCGUUUGGUUGGCAAGUGAUGCUAGUGCUGCUGUGACGGGGCAGACUAUCUUUGUUGAUGGAGGGUAUUCGUCCACAUGA
Molecule: messenger RNA, 795 nt
Organism: Fusarium mangiferae
Lineage: Eukaryota; Fungi; Ascomycota; Sordariomycetes; Hypocreales; Nectriaceae
Exons: 1
Coding region: 1-795 (264 amino acids)
Molecular function (GO): oxidoreductase activity, acting on the CH-OH group of donors, NAD or NADP as acceptor
Source: RefSeq, a predicted model, not a curated record